Molecule: messenger RNA, 2018 nt
Organism: Labeo rohita (rohu)
Lineage: Eukaryota; Metazoa; Chordata; Actinopteri; Cypriniformes; Cyprinidae
Gene: tbata
Product: thymus, brain and testes associated
Exons: 9
Coding region: 964-1869 (301 amino acids)
Source: RefSeq, a predicted model, not a curated record
UAAUACAGCUUAUUUAGACAUUAAAUAAUGGGAACAUUAAAUAAGGGGAACGUUAGGGGAGCAUUCUGUGUUUGCUGGUCUCAUAACAAUUUGUGUGAAAAUAAUAAUGCAAUCAAUAGAUUGAGGCUAUUUGUCUUUCUGCCAUGUACUGGGGUGGGUAGACAUGGUUGUGUUAAUUUAAAUUUGUUACAUAGUCAUUUAUCUAAUAUAUGUAAUGAUGGGGAAAUGUGCCUUUGCCGCUUUACAAAAGGUAAUUUCCAUUUAUUUCUGCAUGGGACAAUUUAUCACAGAGGAGUUGUAAAUUGAGGUAUUAGAGUUUGUUCGUCAUGCUGUGGCAUGUAUGGUGAUGAUACUUGAGUAGGACACACUUUGUGUGGUGCAGAAAAUUACAGCUGAGUGCUUGUGACUGACGUGCAAAAGUGGCGCUUACAAUUGGCAUACAGCAGAAAUGUGACGCUGCAUUGCAUUGGUUUGUUUAGACUCAUGACCUGAUUGAUUCCUUGAAUGCACAAACAAACGUGUGCUUUAAUCCUCACGUUUCAUCUCGACUGACCUUCUGUUUAUUUUGGCCUUUGCACAAACCCUAAUGUUAAAUUUUUCAACAUAAAAAAAGCAAAGCAGCAAGCAAACAACUGUUGGUUUUAUUGCAUGUUAUCUAGUUUAGAAUUUGUUUACAUCUUUUCUCCUAAAAAAAUGUCAUAGUGUCAGCCUGACACUUUAAUCUGAAGGAUGUUUUAUAAGCUUUUAGAAGGACUCCAGAGUGCAAACGUAAAGGUUAAUGCGUUUACUUGAACUCACGACCGCUUCAAGUAGCUUAAAAUAAUACAAAAUGAGUAGGUCGAGGCGUUUUAGCCAUCCUGAGCUCUGCUAUUGGAGCUUUAGUCUGUCUUUGUUCAGAGUCUCCAGGCAACGACAGCAAACAUCAGAGGAACCCCGUGAACUGAGUUUUUCCUUGCAGAGGUUAUGGAGACUUCAGAUGAGCAGGGCCUGCGGCUCAGUCCCGAAUGUGAGACGCCGGGCACGAGCAGAGCCUCCACUAGAGGCAGCCUUCGCUUCGGGAGCCUCAGCCAUCAUUCCUUCUUCUCCAGACACAAUCCUCAUCCACACAGAGUCAGACAUAUGCAAGGGUUGAACGGUAAGCCGGUUUGCACGGUGAAUGAUGACUGGUACGGCUUCACUCCUCUCUGUCCACAUCCACUCAUUAAAAGUCAAGUGUCUUUUGGUGGGAGCCGUUCGUCUGCGUUUCCCACACCUGAAAUUGGCUCGGAUCGCUCUGGACCACGAGGAGCACUGAUUUCUGAAAGCUGGCGUGAAGAACUCAAGGAUUUGGCCACCAAAGUCAGUCUUUCAGCGGCCGCUGAGACUCAGCAGGACAAGAGAGAGAAACUCGCAGAUGAGGAAGCUCCUCGCAGGAAGACGCAGUAUUCGGCGCAGUCCGGCCGGAUCAUUCCUGCUUCAUCCUGGGGAGGGAAAAAGCGCAGCAGCAGGACUUCACACAAACGAGCCCAGCGAUGGCAGACGCAAAGCCUGGAGGGAGUGGAGCUCAAGGUGCUGGAGCUCUUGUGUCAGAUCCUGCAGACUGAUUCUCUCUCGAUGGUUCAGCAGUGGCUUUUGUUGGCGAAUGACAGAGAGAAGGAGCUGGUUCAGGGGUUACUCCAGCAGGCCAUGGCCGACUCCAGCUCUCUGACCCAGCAGACAUCUGGAUCUGAACUUCUGCCAUUGACGUCUGAAGAUCUGCCUGAUCACGUGUUCCUCAACUCAUCUGUAAGCCGGAAGAGGAGCAGUUCACAUCCCGCGGAGACAUUUCAAGACGAACCAGAGCGGAUCGGAGAGGCAGAAGUUCUCACGCUGUACCCAGAAAACACAUAACAGCACUGCUGUCACGAACGCAACAUGUGCAUGUCAUGCUUCUGAAUUAAUUAGCUCGUUUAGCAGUUGUAUUAUUGUAAUCAUCAUAGUGCAAUGCAAUGUUAAUUUUUCAUUUCUUGCUAAUAAAGCAUACAAACGUAUUGUUCUUA